UGGUCGUUCGACUGCUUCGGGAGGAGACAAGAAAGAACCGUAGUGAGAUUUCAGCAGUGAGUGGGGAGAGCCGCCGCGCUUCACCGGCCUGCCAUGACGCAAAAUUCCACUAUGAAACUUCUUAAUGGAGAUACCUGCCACCGGACGAAUCCAGGCAAGACACCGGGCGCGAACGGGUUUGUGAAGAGCCACUGCCUAUUCCAGAAGCCGCAGAAGAGAUUCCGCCGCUCGGCAGAGAAGACCCAGCAUGUGUCGAACCAACAAGUGCUUUACAACAAGCCCUUUGUGCAGUCAUUCGAGGAGACGCCAUUGCUGGUGGCCGUCCUCACGUACAUGGGCUACGGCAUCCUCACCAUUUUUGGCUACCUGCGAGACUUCCUGAGGGAAUGGAAGUUUGAGAAAUGUCAUCUGGCCAGAGAGAGAGAAGAACAGAAGGAUUUUGUUCCAUUAUACCAGGACUUUGAGAACUUCUACACCAGGAAUCUUUACAUGAGAAUCAGAGAUAACUGGAACAGACCCAUAUGCAGCGUUCCUGGAGCAAAGAUGGACCUGGUGGAGCAAGUCACACAUGAUUAUAACUGGACCUUUGAACACACUGGCAGGGUUCUAAAGGAUGUCAUUAAUAUGGGCUCAUAUAACUACCUCGGCUUUGCGGAGAAUUCUGGUGCGUGUGCUGAUGCUUCGUCAGAGUGUUGUAUGAAAUAUGGCGUGGGGGUGAGCAGCACAAGACAGGAAACAGGCAAUCUUGACAAACACCAUGAGCUUGAAAACCUGGUGGCCAGGUUUUUAGGGGUGGAGUCGUCCAUGGUGUUUGGAAUGGGCUUUGCUACAAACUCCAUGAAUAUUCCCGCGCUCACAGGCAGAGGCUGUCUGAUCUUAAGUGAUGAGCUCAAUCACGCUUCUUUGGUUCUUGGCGCCCGUCUCGCUGGCUCCACCAUCCGCGUAUUUAAACACAACAAUAUGCAGAGUCUAGAGAAGUUGCUUCGAGAUGCCAUCGCGCACGGCCAGCCCAGAACCCAUCGACCCUGGAAAAAGAUCCUCAUCGUUGUGGAGGGAAUUUACAGUAUGGAAGGCUCCAUAGUGCGGCUUCCUGAGGUCAUCGCCCUAAAGAAGAAAUACAAAGCUUACCUGUACCUAGAUGAGGCACACAGUAUCGGUGCUUUAGGACCAAGAGGUAGGGGUGUGGUGGACUAUUUCGGCCUGGAUCCCACUGACGUCGACAUCAUGAUGGGCACUUUCACUAAGAGCUUUGGUGCUGCUGGAGGAUACAUCGGAGGAAAGAAGGAGCUGAUAGAUUAUCUCCGCUCACACUCUCACAGUGCCGUUUACGCUACCUCAAUGUCCCCACCUAUCACCCAGCAGAUUAUCACUUCUAUGAAGUGCAUUAUGGGAGAGGAUGGCACCACAUUAGGUCAGGAAAGACUCCGUCAGCUGUCAGCAAACACAAACUACUUUCGCAGGAAACUCCAUGAAAUGGGCUUCAUCAUCUAUGGAAACAAAGACUCCCCUGUUGUGCCCUUGAUGCUAUACAUGCCAGCUAAAAUCGGAGCAUUUGGACGGGAAAUGCUGAAGAGGAACAUUGGGACAGUGGUUGUUGGGUUUCCCGCCACACCCAUCAUCGAGUCCAGGGCACGGUUCUGCGUUUCUGCUGCUCACACCAGAGAAAUGCUUGACACGGCUUUAAACGCCAUCAGCGAAGUGGGCGAUUUACUCCAGCUGAAAUACUCUCGAAACAACAGACCCCGAAGCGAAGAUACGGACUGUUAUUCAUGCCUGGAGAGUCACCAGGACCACUAGAGCUUUCCAGUUCUCACGUUCUCCUUGAUUCUUUCUGUCAAUCUGUCUGUCUAAUAUUUAACUAAUUUGUACAGAUCGACCAAAUUUCAAGCCUUACCUCUGUGGUCAGUAACCACGUGCAAUAUCAAUAGUUGCUGACAUUUCACAUUACUACACGUAAGAAAUCUAACUCUGAAUGAAAGAAUUUCUUAACGGUAAAGUGACUUUCUCUCUCUCUUAUCUCUCUCUAUAGAUACAGUAUACAAUUGUAUCUGUAGAAGGACUUAGAGUUAUUCGAUAACUUGUUUCUGUGCAGAGUAUCUGGGUGGAGUUGUGGGGAAGUUAGUUCUUUUCCGUUUCCCCUGAACUUUCAAGUUUUCUACAUGCUUUCCGCAUAAAUCACAUAUGCUCUAGUUAAAAGAACUAAAAUCUACAAAAUAAUGCAAUUGCAUACUGCAUACUGCUUUUCACUAAACACAUACUAGCUUUGCAUUGAUCCACAAGUCUUUGAUGAGACUUUUAAAAUUUCACUUAGUAGGUUAGCAAUAAUGCACUAUUGAUGAUAUUGGAAAAUUGUUUCUGUUAUGGAAAUGUGCGAUUACCAAUGUUUUAUUUGUUUUAGUGGCACUUUCCAUGAAUAGGACACAAUGUCGUGUCUUAUUUUAAGCUUCUUUAAGAAACAUUCAACUAUAACAAUAAUGAAAAUAGUGCUGUCAAAUAUUAAUAUAUAUAUAUAUUUAAAUAUUAUUUACAUGAUGUUUAAAAGUAAAUACACUACUCAUAUUUCUAUAUAUAUAUAUAUAUAUAUAUAUAUAUAUAUAAUACACCCACCACACAGACAUAUAUUCUAUAAUGCAAAUUGAUUUUGGAAUCUACAAUAUUUCUUAAACUAUUUUGAUUAUUAACUAAUUAUAAUGAUCAAUGUAACGUUACACUCAAUUUAGCUCUGACGUGUGUUGAAAGGUGACCCUGACAAUGCAAAAGUUUACCCCAUUACAAAACCAUUCCUUAAAUUCCAUACCGAGGAAGUAACAUUAUUUGGAACCGCAUGAGAAUAAUCUUGUUUAAGUUUUCAAAAUCUACGCAAAAUGUGUUAAUCUUUAAAUAAUUUAACUAUUUAUAAUCUUUAUUAAUGUGAAAUGUUUUAUUUAGCGUCAAACCAAACUUUGGUCCUAUACUUGAGUGACAUCUUAAAUAGCGUUUUUAUUUUUUUAGGCCCUAAUGUGUAUUCUGUUUGUGGAAAGAGCCUUAUGUCUUACUUGAAUUUCUGUAACUUGUUGAUGAUUGGCAUACCUGAUGAUUAGCUAUGAAAUCAAAUUUCAUUCUUACCGUCUGUCUGUCUGACUGCUGAGGAGAGCCUUUUUACAUUUUUCAGAUGUUAUUUUUUAAGAGUGAUAUUUUAAUAUAAUCUAUGUUUAAGUAAAUGUACGUUCUGUUUUCAUUGUUGUAAUGAAAGUGUUAAAUACGGGUCACUGAUAUGAUAUGAAGUGAAGUAAUUUCUUAAGUCUAUAUAUAUGAUGAUGAUGUGGCUUGCGCCUAUCGGAUGUAUGUUUUUUUUCUUAAAUGCUUCUUUUCCUUUGUUUUCUGAAGUUAUGUUCUUAAUCUGAGAGGCAGCUCUAAAUAUGUCUCUCGGUACACAUGUAUAUGAGCGGGACUAUAUGACAGAGCUGCUAAUGACUGUUAAGAGAUGCAGUUAUGACGUUGGCACACAGAAUGUAAGCAUUAUAGCUUAUACACUCCACUAGUGCCACUGAGCUGCAUUCGACUGUGAAACCAAAGGCAAAUCCACACUUUUUGUUAGUUCGUCCUUUGUUGUUUAUCCUUCAUAUUUUCUGCGAAUAAACACGUUCUAGCAAU
This is a messenger RNA of Triplophysa dalaica, 3633 nucleotides long. It is a transcript of the gene sptlc2b, whose product is annotated as serine palmitoyltransferase, long chain base subunit 2b. NCBI's taxonomy places the organism in Eukaryota, Metazoa, Chordata, Actinopteri, Cypriniformes, Nemacheilidae. The record is from RefSeq and is a predicted model, not a curated record. Bases 94 to 1797 code for a protein of 567 amino acids. The transcript is spliced from 12 exons. Gene Ontology annotation, biological process: ceramide biosynthetic process; sphingosine biosynthetic process. Gene Ontology annotation, cellular component: serine palmitoyltransferase complex. Gene Ontology annotation, molecular function: serine C-palmitoyltransferase activity; pyridoxal phosphate binding.